CUUCUGAUCAGUUUUAGUAUUCGACGUAAUCGGUUCACGUUAGCACAGCUUUCUAAAAAUGAGGUCCAUUGUUGAAGUCUUCUUGAUUUUGUUGUGUUUCCUAAUAAGUACAACUGGCGCACAAGAUGUAAGGCCAGAGUUUCCAGAAGAUUUUAGGCCAACAACAAGUACAACCGAAGCCCCCACAACUUCAACAACAGAGUUCAGCACAACUACAACAGAAAUUUUAGCAACUUCAACCACUGAACCUACUACAUCCACAACAAAAGCAUCCACAACUACAAUAACAGAAUCAACUACAACUACAACAACAGAAUCCACUAAAACUACCACAACAGAACCUACCACAACUACAACAACCGAAAGAAAGCCAAUAUAUACGACCGGCCAACCUCCCCAUGUGCGACCCACUUCCGCUAUAAAGAAUUCUCGGUUGAUGCAACCGUUGGAGAGGUGUUUUUUAAGAAACCAGUUGGAGUACAAUACCCGCUGGGCAUACCCCUCGACGACCAGCUGUUAUCGCUGCUGCUACUAUUACGACUGCCAUCUCACCCAAUGCAGUAAGCUUCACCAGGGGCGUUGUUUGCAAUAUGACUUCGAAAAAUUAAAAGUACACGUGAAUUGGAAAAAAGUAUAAUAAAAUCGAUGAACAA
Messenger RNA from Drosophila suzukii, 653 nucleotides. The record is from RefSeq and is a predicted model, not a curated record. NCBI's taxonomy places the organism in Eukaryota, Metazoa, Arthropoda, Insecta, Diptera, Drosophilidae.